Manihot esculenta (cassava) is the source of this 1318-nucleotide messenger RNA. RefSeq names its product dihydroneopterin aldolase 2. Gene Ontology annotation, molecular function: dihydroneopterin aldolase activity. The transcript has 3 exons. Bases 670 to 1200 code for a protein of 176 amino acids. Gene Ontology annotation, cellular component: cytoplasm. The record is from RefSeq and is a predicted model, not a curated record. Lineage: Eukaryota; Viridiplantae; Streptophyta; Magnoliopsida; Malpighiales; Euphorbiaceae. Gene Ontology annotation, biological process: folic acid-containing compound metabolic process.
UAUUUGUUAUUAUUGGGUUUUUGGUUGAAAUGGGGAUGCAUGAAUUCUUGUUAUAGUUGUUCAAGAGUCUUCUGUACGCUUGCUGUGUGUUCUUCUUUUCUUGGAAGGUAGAAAGACUUUGCACUUUCACCAUGAAUCGCCAUAAAAGAUGCAAGAACUCCCUUUCUCUUUCUCAAACUAAAAUUUGCUGGUUUUGUUUAUGACAGAAAAGUGCUUUUGUUUUUUCAUCUGAUAGAAAUGUGAAAAAAACAGUUGAUGCAAAGCAGAGCUUAUAUUAUCAUAGUCAAUACUACAGGCGUAGCUAAAACAACCCGUGUUUAAAAUAUUAUGGUAUUUAAUAAAUCAAACAUAAUGUCAUGUAUUAUGCUGUGGCAAUAGCCUUACUGUUAAUAUUUAACUAGAUGCCUAGAUGGCAUGAAGCAUUGGUUUUUUCAUGAAAUGCAAAAUCAUAUUCUAUCAGGUACUGGUAUUUUUUCUGAAUCAGUAUAACCUUGGUGAUUAUUUUAAGGGCCCUUUGCUUUCUUACCUUGUUAUUAGAAGAUUUAGUUAUUCAAGUCCUGCUUCGGAUAACUUGCUAAAAUUCCUCCUUUUUCAGUUAUUUUAUUUUCCAAUAGCAAAAAUGAAUUUAAAAGAUGCCUAAGUGUUUCUUUUUCUUGUAACUCCUAGUAAAUGCAGCGGACUUAUAACUGGACCACUCAGUUUAUCUUUUCUUGGUUGUGCGAUGACUUUUUUGAGAUUUCUGAAUUGGACGCCAUGAUGUGGAAUGACCCAUCUUGGAGCUUAGUUUUCUUGGAUAUGAUGCAAAACGAUGAGAUAAUUGGGGGAGACAAACUCAUAUUGAGAGGGUUGAUGUUCCACGGCUUCCAUGGGGUGAAACCAGAAGAAAAGACAUUGGGUCAGAAAUUCUUGAUAGAUGUAGAUGCCUGGAUGGAUCUCAGGGCAGCUGGUAAAUCUGACCAGAUGUCAGAUACUCUUAGCUAUACUGAAAUUUACCGCGUAGUUAAGGAAGUUGUUGAAGGACCAUCUCAUAAUCUUCUGGAGUCGGUGGCCCAACAAAUUGCCUUAACCACGCUGACAAAGUAUCCCCAAAUAUCUGCUGUUCGUGUAAAAGUUGGGAAGCCUCAUGUGGCUGUUCAUGGUCCUUUAGAUUAUUUGGGAGUGGAGAUUCUCAGACGCAGAAUUGUUGAUCUUCCAAACUAAUUCACUUCCAUUUUUGUGUUUGGUGGUUCCAUAUUUGUUGUAUCUCAUUUUUAGUUUACUAGUACCAGUUGAAUUUCCAGUAUUUGAGUAAGAACACCAUUAUUUAUUUUUGCUGCAA